UUAGUAUAUUUAGAAAGACACAAUUUAAGGUAUAAAUUUACUCUUGAAUAAUAUGGAAAACACAGUUGUCACAAAUGCAAAACCUACUUCGAACUUGGGCCUUAUUCUACUUGCAUUUACUGUUUUCGUAUUCCUUGUAAAUGUCUUAACAUAUAGUUGUUCAUGGUACGGUAGAAAACCAAUGACCCCUGAAGAGCUAGCAGGUGAUAAAGAGAAAUAUUUUGAAGAUAAAAAACCGUGGAAUACUGCAGUAUUUUAUUUAUUAGGAGCAUCUACUUUUGCAACAUUUGUUCAAAUGAUAAUUAUAAUGUGGCAAGCAUGGGGCAUACAUAAAACUUCAAAAGCAGAAAUUUUGAAAAAGAAUCAAUUACAAGAAUCAUCGAACUUCGUUUAAACUAAAAUAUUUAAUUUAUUAUUCUAAAAGGGAAAAAUAUGUUUUUGAAAAUUUUAUCAUAUAUUUAGUACCACAUUUAUCCUACCAUUGAGACAAAUUAAAAAUUAUUAACAAUUGCUAAUGGAUAAAAAAUCGAUUCAUUAUGGAUUAUUUAUCAUAUUCAUGAUAGUCAGCUUGACUAUUUUAAUUGUCAAUGUGAUUUUAGCUGUUUAUAAUGCUCAUUAUAAAGAGAAAUUUGAUGAAUAUUGGAGUGGAGAGGAAGCUGACAAUUUGAGAACAAGCUAUAAUAAUAUUUUCGACGUAUGUCUAACAAUAUCUUCAAUAUCAGCGGCAUUAGGAUUCAUAAUUGCAGGAAUUAGAUAUUUACUUGGAGAUAGUGAUGGUAGUCUUUCGAAAACUUCAUCUGAAGGUGAUAUUGUUUUAUUCGAACGUCCCAAGUUCAUAGAUACUAGUAUGGUAUCAACUCCCAUGACACCUCAACCUGGUCCAUCCUAUGCUUAAGAAUUAUUUGAUGAUAUUCGCGAAAUAAUUAUAUUUUACUCCAAAUAUUUAACAUAAAGAUUAAUAUUGAAAUGAAUCGAUCUUCGAAAUGACAAAUUUUUUGAUGAAUUAUUAAUUAAUAUUUGAUGAACAAAUAAAUAGAUGGUAUUAAAUAAUAUAUAAAAGGAAGGUGGUUUGGAAUAGAAGUCAUGGAUAUGUUUUAUAGAAAAAAUGUGUAUUAAUGAACAUAAGAUUUUUUACAUUAUAUUUUAUAAUUUUGCACAUUUUAUUGACAUACGUUCUUAUCUACUACUUUAAUACAUAAUUGAAAAUUUGGUUCCUGUACAUAGUAAAGUGAUGUUAAUGAAGAAUUUUCAUUGAAAAUUUCAAGACAAUCGAUGAAAGAAUUAUUUCAAUAAAUUUAUCAACGUAUAAAAAAAUUUAUAAAUGACACAAAAAUUUUU
Messenger RNA from Chelonus insularis, 1338 nucleotides. RefSeq lists its product as uncharacterized. The coding region runs from base 515 to 895 and encodes 126 amino acids. The transcript has a single exon. NCBI's taxonomy places the organism in Eukaryota, Metazoa, Arthropoda, Insecta, Hymenoptera, Braconidae. The record is from RefSeq and is marked provisional.